AUGGGUAGUGCGACCACGCCUAUUGAGCCACUCUCAACUCUUUCCCAGGACUUGAUUCACAUUCAGGUCAACACAUAUGACGCUUACCACGAAUCGCCGGGCGAUUUUGAUAGAAUUACAGGGACAAGUUUACCUGAUUGGAACUUUGAUGCAGUGCCAGUGAUACGAAUUUAUGGAUCGUUACCAAGCGGUCACAACGUCCUUUGCCAUGUCCACGGCAUUUUCCCUUACAUUUAUAUCCCAUAUGAUGGUCGGGACCACGAUUCAUUGGGUGUAAUGCGAUCGCGUUGUGCUACCCUUCAUGUCAAACUUGAAGAAAGACUCAAAGAAGCAUAUUCUCGCGGCAAAAACGAUAGCAAGGAUAAACAAAGUGGGGAUGAGAACGUCGAAAGCAGUGCAAAGGGUUUGAAGUUCGUGGCAGACGUCUCUCUCGUCAAAGGUGUUGAUUUCUACGGCUUCCAUUCCGGCUACACUGCGUUUUAUAGAAUUUCACUUCUUGCUCAAUCCACAGUGGGAAAGCUAUCAGACCUUUUGCGGGAUGGCAAGGCCACAGGCCGCAAGUGCAAAGUCUAUGAGGCACAUAUACCGUAUUUGUUACAAUUUUCCACAGACUACAAUAUCUUUGGCUGUUCAUGGCUCCGAUUGCAUCGAUGCUACUUUCGAACUCCCAUUCUAAACCCAGAUUUUGCUCAGGAUACACUGCUCAUGAAUGAAGAUCUCAAGCAAUUUCUGAAUCGGUUUCAUCAAGGUCGCACUGAUGAAUCGGGUUCCAAAAUGUCUAGAGUAGGCAAUAGUCUUUUGGAGAUUGAUGUCGUGCCACAGUUCAUACAGAACCGCGAAGAUAUAACUUACAGAGAUCUUCACAAUUCGCUUUUUGAGAAGUCCCUGGAUGAAAAGGAAGAAACCCUUUUCAUACCCUCUACCAAAGAGCUGUGGACGCAGACUUCUCAAUUGCGUAAAGAAUUCGGUUUGGACGUUUUUGAGCCAGCACCGGAAGGCACAAGACCAGAACAUUUCCCGCAAUGGCAGAGUCAUGAAGAAAACACGCUGUUUCUCCAAAGGGCUAGAGAAUUCAUGUCCUUUCGCAGCAAAACGAACAAUAACCAGGCCAAAACAGGCUCCAUAGACCAGUUGGAAUUGCCUCAAACAUCUCUCACUGCUCUUUGGCCAUCGCUGGAUACCACACUGUCUCAAAAAAAUAACGGGUCUUUGAUAGAAUCGAACGGCUCAAAUGCAGAUCUCGUUGUUUCCCGAGAUCCGUCUGUGCUUAGCAGCAGCGAGGAGUCCUUGGUGGAAUCUGAAACUGAACCCAAUGAUCAAGAGCAAAUCAUCCCGAAGGAACCACUUGAUGAUAUAGAUGGUAGUUCAGUUUCACCAAAUAGUAUUGGCGACGCAAAGAUUGUACCGCUAUCUUUCGAUGACCGUAUCCUGACUCAAGCUAUGAUGCAAAAGCGCAAAAUGUCCAGGCCUGUCCAUAGUAUCGAGAGACCUUUGAAAGUGCGUAAAAAGUUAGAUCAUCAACGAUCAUUACCUGAGACGCCAGGAUCUUUCAAAUUCAAAGAAUUUUCUCUCGACCACGCCAGCAUCCUUGAUAGUCUAGAGAGUUUGGGUUAUCCCAAAACUGAAUUCAGCGAUCCGUACUUUGAAGAUCCUGAGGACCUCAAGAAAAAGGACCAUGUGUAUUCAGGACGUAAAUUCAUGAUACAGUCAACGCACUUGACCUGCCGAAAGCCCAUUGACUUCCGUGGGGAAACAGUACGCUUAGAAUCCGAUUAUCCAGCUGAAGCGGAUGACAAUAUUUCUUGGAAGUAUGCAAUCGAGCCGCCUUGCUAUUCUGCAGUUCAAGAGUUUACGCAAUCUCGAAAGCGCAAGUUUCGUUCUCAAAUUGAUUUCAAGACUCUUAGCAACGAGUUCGGUUACAAAUUCAAGAGUAACAAGUCUUUGAAAGGGCUGAGUACGGGAGAUCAUAACGCCUUGUCUCACCUUACACUUGAAGUCUUUUCCAAGAGUAGAGACACGCUUUUACCUGACCCCGCAAAUGACGCCGUCGAGCUGAUGUUUUGGCAGAUAGACCCAUCGUCUUUGCCAAUUGACUUUGGAAUAUCCAGCGACGGUGUUAUGGCAUUCUGCAGUGAUGAUGAUAGUGCAUUCGCAGCUCGACUAGAAAGCGCUGCGAGACCCACGCCCGUGGCUAUCUACAAAUCAGAAGAGGAGAUGAUAAGAGGAUUAGUGGAUUUGGUGCUUUUAAUUGACCCUGACAUUCUCUCUGGAUUUGAAGUUCACUCUAGUUCGUGGGGGUACAUCAUAGACAGAUGUGAUCAAGCAUACGAUCGCGAUUUCUGCGAGGAAGUCUCGAGGGUCAAGUAUAAGCAUUUCAACAAAAGAAAAGACGUUUGGGGGUUUUCUCACGAUUCAGGAAUUCAUAUAGCCGGGAGGCAUGUUCUGAACUUAUGGCGUUUAUUAAGAUCUGGUCUAAAUUUGCUGAAGUAUACUUUGGAGAACAUUGCGUUUCAUGUUCUGCAUGAAAGAUUAGCACACUUUCCCCCAUUAGAGUUGACCAAACUUUGGAAUGCGAACUUUGACAUGACUGGACUCACAACGUUGCUGUCAUACUGGAAAAAGAGAACAGAAGUCAACAUCAGACUACUUGAUAGCCAGCAAAUUAUCAAUCAAACCGUCGAGCAAGCGCGACUAAUCGGUGUGGACUUCUACUCCGUCAUUUCAAGAGGCUCUCAAUAUAAAGUUGAAUCUGUUUUGGUCCGUCUCUGUAAGUCGGAGCAUUUCCUCGUCUUAUCACCGAGUAAGGUGCAGGUCAGGAAGCAAAAGGCUUUGGAAUGCAUUCCUUUGGUAAUGGAACCAGAGUCAGCGUUUUAUAAGAGUCCGCUGGUUGUUUUGGAUUUCCAGUCAUUGUAUCCAUCGAUAAUGAUAGGUUACAACUAUUGCUACUCUACUAUUCUGGGCAGAGUUCAAGAGUUGAAACUGAAAGGAAGUGAAGUUGGUGCAACAAAAAUCAACAUUCGUCGAGGGUUUUUGGAUGAAUUGAAGGAGUGUUUGACUGUUUCCCCAAAUGGCGUUCUUUUCGUGAAACAAAACGUAAGAAAAUCCAUGCUUGCUAAAAUGCUGGCUGACAUCUUACACACCCGUUUUCUUGUUAAAAAGACAAUGAGCGAUUUGAAAUCUAGAAACGAGACAGUUUCUAAGCUUCUCAAUAAUAAACAGGUAGCCCUUAAACUUCUAGCCAAUGUCACUUACGGCUACACCUCUGCUUCCUUCUCGGGAAGAAUGCCGUGCUCAGAUGUAGCGGACAGUAUCGUGCAAACAGGUCGGGAAACACUGCAAAAAGCCAUCACCUUGAUAGAAGAGAAGGAUGAAUGGGGUGCCAAGGUAGUUUACGGAGACACAGAUAGUUUGUUUGUUUACCUGCCGGGAAAGACUAAAGAGGAAGCCUUUAAGUUUGGAAAACAAAUGGCUACAGAAGUGACAGCCUGCAAUCCAUUUCCUAUCACUCUUAAAUUUGAGAAGGUGUAUCAUCCAUGUAUCCUAGUCAGCAAAAAGCGAUAUGUGGGAUACUCCUUUGAGAAAGAAACCCAGAAAGAACCAAAAUUUGAUGCCAAAGGUAUCGAAACUGUAAGAAGAGAUGGACAUCAAGCACAACAGAAAAUAGUUGAGAAAUCUCUGCGAAUUCUCUUCGAGACCCAAAAUCUGUCAGCCGUUAAGGCUUAUGUCCAGGAUCAGUUCCAAAAAAUAACCAAGGGCCAGGUGUCAGUACAGGACUUUUGCUUUGCGCGCGAAGUGAAGCUUGGGUCUUAUAAAAGUGAUAAAACGGCACCUGCCGGUGCUGUUGUAGCGCAAAAGAAGACCAAUUUGGAUCGCCGAGCGGAACCUCAGUAUCGAGAGCGUGUCCCUUAUGUGGUAAUAAAAGGCAGGCCCGGCCAAAUCCUUCGGGAACGGUGCAUUCCACCAGAGGUCUUUCUUUCAAAUGAGAACUUCGAGCUGGACUCGACUUAUUACAUCACCAAGACACUGAUUCCGCCUUUACAACGAUUUUUCAAUCUCAUGGGUGUUGACGUCACAAGAUGGUAUGCAGAAAUGCCCCACUUUCGAGACAUGAGCUACAAGCAGUUCAAAGAAGGUAAACUGCCUGAUUUCAUGCGCUCUACGUUGUGUUUCAAUUGUAAAGGAGAAAUCAAAGAUAAAAACGUUCACAGCCUUCUAUGUGCCGAGUGUCUGCUCCAGAAGCCACUCACUGUGACCAGUCUGUUGCAAGAGGAUAUGGCUGUGAAAAACCAGUUGGGUGCCAUUCUGACCGUUUGCAGGAGCUGUUGUGAACCAUUGACCAAAAACUUACAAGAUGACAUGUCCAAGAUAGUCAUAAAGUGCGACUCUCAAGAUUGCCCCGUGUAUUAUUCCCGAAUCAAAUACAAAGGAUACGCCAAUACUGAUAGAGCUCGACAACGCUUGAGGCUUCUAUCAGAGCUGGACAAUUGGUGA
Molecule: messenger RNA, 4491 nt
Organism: Lachancea sp. 'fantastica'
Lineage: Eukaryota; Fungi; Ascomycota; Saccharomycetes; Saccharomycetales; Saccharomycetaceae
Source: the annotation of a GenBank genome assembly